AUGGUGGAGCUUGUGGCGCGCCUUUGGGAAAUUGGCGACAAGUGGGAGGAGUGUCUGCGCUUUCUUUGCCGCUGCGGGCAACAGAACGUCCUCAUACCUCCUGAGGCACACGACGCGGUAAUCCGUGUGUGUUAUCGACACGGGAAAUACGCCCAUGUGGUGAAGCAGAUGCAGCAGAUGAUUGCCACCCGCUCACCACCGGAUGAGCGCAGCGUUCGCCUGGCACUCGUCUCCUGCGAGGAGUGCGUUGCAGCGGAAAGAACCGACCCCGGACGGCAGUCCAGUGGGUGGGUCCUUGCUGUUUCCCUCUUUGACGCGAUGCGAAACAACAGGGUGACCAUGUACCAGCAGGAUUACGAAUCCCCGCUGCGGUCGUGCGCCAUGGUCGGACGGUGGGAGGAAGCCAUACGGAUUCUUGACGUCAUGCACAAAGACAAUCGACCGAUAUCCUCCCAGCUGUUUAGAGUGGCACUUGCAGCUCGUAUUGAGGGGUGCGCCUCCUUCGCAGAGGCCCAGCGAUUUGCGCAGAUUCCAGUGAUGCAGGGUGGUGGCGUAAUAGUGUACCUCGCCCUUUUGCGUUGCUGUAUGCGGCGGCGGGAUUGGAAGAACUUUGAUCACCUUAAUAGAGAAAUGCGGGAGCGCGAGUGCCCCGAGACCUUUGACAAGAUGCGCCUACUUAUUGAGGCUGCGUACCUUCGCGAGCAGUGGCAUGCCGUCCUUAUGCGCUUUGCUCGCCUUGAGAGCAUCUCGCGGUACGAAGAGAAGCGUGUGCUGGAGGACAAAUUGGUUCGGUCCUACCCUGAGGACUUUGACGUGCCGGACUCUAUUCUUGAGAUGGUCCUAGCGGCAUACGAGCACAUGAAGGAUCACAAAGACCCUGUUGUGGACACGGCGUAUCGGGCUGCACUUAAACGGAAGGCCAAAGGUACAGAGCAGCUAAUAUUUUCGUCAGAUGAAACUGUACAGGUUCCGCCGCAGGAUUGGAUGUUCUCGCAGAAGGAGCGAGAUAAAAAGAAAACCCCGAAUUUUUUUUAA
Molecule: messenger RNA, 1035 nt
Organism: Trypanosoma rangeli
Lineage: Eukaryota; Euglenozoa; Kinetoplastea; Trypanosomatida; Trypanosomatidae
Exons: 1
Coding region: 1-1035 (344 amino acids)
Molecular function (GO): protein binding
Source: RefSeq, a predicted model, not a curated record